CCUGGCUUCGCCAACCGCGUUGAACAAGGUCGCAGCACAAUGACGUCAUCUCUCCCUACCUACCUCCAAGGUGCCGCCUCACGCUCUAUGUCGCGCGCGCGCACUACGUCCUAUGGCUUGCGCGAGCGGCGGCUGGGCCCCGCCAUUUUGGCCGGUGGCCGUGAGAACACGCUGUGCGGCUGAAAAGUGAAGGCAAGAGCAGAUUUGGUCUGUGUGCUCCCCUCCGGAAGGGGAUCGUUGUCCCCAGAAGAGCUGGAUAUUCUUUCGCACAGUUAUGGCAGACAAAUUAACGAGAAUUGCUAUUGUCAACCAUGACAAAUGUAAACCUAAGAAAUGCCGACAGGAAUGCAAAAAGAGUUGUCCUGUAGUUCGAAUGGGAAAAUUAUGCAUAGAGGUUACUCCCCAGAGCAAAAUAGCAUGGAUUUCCGAAACUCUUUGUAUUGGUUGUGGUAUCUGUAUUAAGAAAUGCCCCUUUGGCGCCUUGUCAAUUGUCAAUCUACCAAGCAACCUGGAAAAAGAAACCACACAUCGAUAUUGUGCCAAUGCCUUCAAACUUCACAGGUUGCCUAUCCCUCGUCCAGGUGAAGUUUUGGGAUUAGUUGGUACUAAUGGUAUUGGAAAGUCAACUGCUUUAAAAAUUUUAGCAGGAAAACAAAAGCCAAACCUUGGAAAGUAUGAUGAUCCUCCUGACUGGCAAGAGAUUUUGACUUAUUUCCGUGGAUCUGAGUUACAAAAUUACUUUACCAAGAUUCUAGAAGAUGACCUAAAAGCCAUCAUCAAACCUCAAUAUGUAGACCAGAUUCCUAAGGCUGCAAAGGGGACAGUGGGAUCUAUUUUGGACCGAAAAGAUGAAACAAAGACACAGGCAGUUGUAUGUCAGCAGCUUGAUUUAACCCACCUAAAAGAACGAAAUGUUGAAGAUCUUUCAGGAGGAGAGUUGCAGAGAUUUGCUUGUGCUGUCGUUUGCAUACAGAAAGCUGAUAUUUUCAUGUUUGAUGAGCCUUCUAGUUACCUAGAUGUCAAGCAGCGUUUAAAGGCUGCUAUUACUAUACGAUCUCUAAUAAAUCCAGAUAGGUAAGUAGAGAUCUGGCAUGU
This is a messenger RNA of Piliocolobus tephrosceles (Ugandan red Colobus), 1095 nucleotides long. Its product is annotated as ATP-binding cassette sub-family E member 1. The record is from RefSeq and is a predicted model, not a curated record. Gene Ontology annotation, molecular function: ATP hydrolysis activity; ATP binding. Bases 275 to 1078 code for a protein of 267 amino acids. The transcript has 9 exons. Lineage: Eukaryota; Metazoa; Chordata; Mammalia; Primates; Cercopithecidae.